This is a messenger RNA of Thrips palmi, 2213 nucleotides long. RefSeq lists its product as uncharacterized. Lineage: Eukaryota; Metazoa; Arthropoda; Insecta; Thysanoptera; Thripidae. The record is from RefSeq and is a predicted model, not a curated record. The coding region runs from base 345 to 1859 and encodes 504 amino acids. The transcript has 7 exons.
AGAACUAUCACCUUCCGUUAGUGAAAUUCCCUCUUCUUGGUGAAACGUUUGCCAUCAUUUAACAGAUGGAAACAAAUAAUUAAAACAUUGAAUUCCAACCAGUUUUUAAAAAACAUUUUGAAACCUUUUCUUGAGCUAAAAAGAAUAAAGUGCCCUGACUUGGUGAAACUUUUUAACAGAGAAGAAAUUAAGCUUGCUACGGUUGGUACUGCCAGUCUUCAAUUGUUUUCUGCCGGUAAACAUUAAGUGGUUCACUUAAAUGCUUUCGGGACUUGAAUGUCAAAAUCUGAGCUGAAAGUAAUGUUUUCAUUCGUUUUGGAUGAAAGUUGGUUUCAGCAGUUGAUAUGGCAUUUUCAGGAAAUCAGCUAGAUGCUUUCAAACAAGAUGUAUAUCGGCGCAUCCAGAUCGCGGCAGCAGUCCACCUGAUUAAAACUACCCCAAAAGGAAAAACUCACGAAGCUCAUGCGCUAGAUAUCCAGCAGAAACUCAAGCUUCGGUGGUUAAAUUCCACAUUAUUUCAAAGCGAUCAUAGCUCAAAUAUUUGCAUUAAUCAGCAUAUUCUUAGGCAGCAGCAAGAAGCUCUGAAGUUGAGAUUGACUGCCGUUGAGCCUCAGAGUAAUCAGCAUAUUUUUGAAGAUAACUCUUCACACUUACAAAAAGACGCUCUGACCCAGAUAAAGCAUGUCUCAAAUGAAGCACUUUUGUAUUGGUCAGACUUGAACACACACAGAUAUGAAAUUCAGGCCAAUGCAAAUUUUAUUCAGGGUGUUGUACAUUUAAAAGCUUUGGCUGAAACUCAAUCUACGGUCCCUAUUCAACAGUAUAUUAGUUCUGUUUCCAAAAUGGUUACCAAUAACAGGAAUAAAGUCAUCCCUUCAGGCUCUGUUGAAUGCAAUACGGCCACAGAGCUGCCCUCCUCUGAUGACAGUGGUUUCUACAAUGUCAAGGAAUAUCAAUCCAGUUCUGUCACUCCUCAAGGAGAAAACUCCUCCAGUGUGGCAAGCAGUAUGUUGUUGUACAUCAUAAGCUCCUGCAAUGCUGAUCAGCUGCUUGAAAAAAGCAUUCAAGCAAUUUUAAAUCAGAUGAGAAAUCUUGCAAGUGGAAAUGAAAUUGAGUGGCCAGCUUCAAAAUUGCAUGAGGUCAUGGACCAGUGGACUGGUUCAAUUCACCAGCAAGCUAUGGAAGUGCUUCAUGCCAUCAUGGGUGAGCAAACUGUGCUCUCAGAUAUUCUUGCAUCUAGCAAAGACGUGUGUUUUACUUCAAUAAGAGAAAUAAUUGAUGAUAUAUUCAAGAACAUCUCACACAAUAUUAGCUUCCAAACAAAAGAGAACCAAAUGAUGAUGAUCCUUCAAUUAUCUGAAGCGGCAAAUCUAUGGUAUCCCACUCUUGAGUUAGUUUUCAGCAAUCUUGCAGGCCUAACUAGCAAAAUUAAAAAGGGCCAAGAGUGUUCUGACGAAACUGUGAUGACCAGCUCCCGCACAAGAAGUUUAGCCCAUCAAAGGCACAAGGACACUCAAUUAAUACAUCAGAGUUUCUCUCUUUUUAGACUUCUAAAAGUGUUAAUUACUAAUCGACACAUAAAACACAAAGAAGAUCAAAGUGCAGCAGUUGAAUCAAAAUCUACAUCAACUCAAGCAGCACAUAAAUCUGUUGCUGGUCUUUGGAGAAAACAUUAUGAAAGUCACAAUGACAGUAAAGUGCCCAUGUCCUCUGCUACUCACAGACUUGGCCCUACAAGGUCUACUUUAAGACAUUGGAGAAACAUUUUAGAAGAUCUGUUUCAAGAGAUUCUCUAUAAACAUCCACUGGUUGCUGUGAUUAUUUAUGAUUGUGUCCAAAUGCUGUACUUAUUGCAGUAGUAAUAUAAUAAUAAUAUAAUUGGAGAUAGAUUAGUGUGUUCAAGGUGUUGAUUGUUAAACAACUUUAUAGAUAGUAAAUUAUUUUUUAAUCUCUAACAAAGUAUAAUAGACUAACAGGAAAUAACAGUGUCUAGCAGCACUAAGAUUUUAGCUCAAACUUUGGAGACAUUCAAAUGCAUCGACAUGAAAUAUGCAGCCAACAUUUAUAAUUAGUGAAAUAUGAAUGACAAACCAUGGUGUACCACAGAGGGUAAAUGUUUCAAUUAUAUCAGAAGUGGAAAUUCAAGUAUGCACACAUUUGCAUACAAAACCUUAAAAGCUAAACAAUCAAAUUGAAAAAAAAAACGAACAGAC